GCGUGCGCGUGCUCGGUAAGGGUGUGACGCGCAGGUCGCUGACGUCAUCGCUGUACCUGAGUUUCGGGCCGGAGUCGGAAAGUAAGAGAGUUUUACACUGAAGCUCGUGUGCGUUUUGUGCGUGUUUUUGUACGUUUAAGUGUGUUGGGAAAGUGAACGGAGAUUCAGUUGGAGUUUCAUUUGGAAUUUUUUUUUGGAGUUUUAUUUUAACUUCGGUAUUUCCUGCUUCCGGUUUAAGUCUCAGGGUCAUGUCUGUUCACCCUCGGCGUGUAAGGCUGAAGCCGUGGCUUGUUGCUCAGGUGGAUAAUGGGACAUUUCCUGGCCUUGUGUGGCUUGACCGCGAAGCGAAACGUUUCCAAAUCCCAUGGAAACACGCAACACGCCACACAUCUCAACAGGAGGAGGAGAACACCAUCUUCAAGGCUUGGGCUGUAGAGACGGGCAAGUUUCAGGAAGGUGUAGAUGAACCUGAUCCUGCAAAGUGGAAAGCUCAGUUACGGUGCGCCCUCAACAAGAGCCGCGAGUUUAAUCUCAUCUACGAUGGAACAAAAGAAGUUCCUAUGAACCCCCUGAAGAUCUAUGAUGUGUGUGACAUUCCUGCCCCUCUCAGCAACCCUGGUUCCACAGGUUCUGCUCCAGCAUAUGAAUCUGAUGGUGAAGAUGAUGAUGUUCCUGAUACACCAGAACCUCCCCCACCUCCAUAUCACCCACCAGUGGGCGGUUCUCCUCUGGCUCCAUCUGUGUGGACUUCUCCAGGCUCCUCCUCCCCCUUGCAGCCUUCCCCUCAGGUGUGGCCUAAAAAAGAGCCUCAGGACGUAGAGAUGAAUGCACCAGCAGCCAUGGAGAUCCAACCUGCUUCCAGCAUGGACACACAGCCAAUUACCGACGUGCUGUUCACUACACCGGAGACCUGGAUCAGCUCUCUGCCCAUGACGGAUCUGGAGGUACAGUUUUAUUACCGUGGAAAGGAGGUGUGUCCUGCGGCGACGGUCAGUAACCCACAGGGCUGCAGGCUGUUUUACGGGGACCUGGGGCCCAUGGUGAAUCAGGAGGAGCUUUUUGGACCUGUGAGUCUGGAGCAGCUGCGUUUCCCGUCCACUGAACACAUCACUAACGACAAACAGCGUCUCUUCACCAACCGCUUGCUCGAUGUUAUGGACCGUGGCCUCAUCCUGGAGAUCAGUGCACACGACAUCUAUGCUGUGCGUCUCUGCCAGUGUAAAGUGUACUGGUCUGGCCCGUGUGGUCCAAACGCCAACGCACCCAAUCUCAUCGAGCGCCAGCGCCGAGUCAAACUCUUCUGCCUUGAGACCUUCCUCAGCAGUGUAAUCGCUCAUCAGCGUGGUCAGACUCCAUCUCUGCCUCAGUUCGAUAUUCACCUUUGUUUUGGUGAGGAGUGGCCUGAUGGACGUCCAAGAGAGAGGAAACUCAUCAUGGUGCAGGUGGUCCCUGUGGUGGCGAGGAUCAUCACUGAGAUGUUCAGUUCAGAUGGAACUCGCUCCUUCGACAGCUCUAGUGUACGUCUGCAGAUUUCUGUCCCGGACAUUAAGGACAACAUUGUCACGCAGCUCAAACAGCUGUACCGACUACUGCAGAAUCACCAGGGCAAUGAGGCCUGGCCACUCCCACCUGGUGGCCCUGCCCAUUUGCCCCACCCCUUGCAUGCACAAUGAUGCCAAAAAACACACACAGCUGUGUUUUCUUGUGUACAUUAAAACAUGUAUUUAGUUUAUUGUAAUAUUAUUGUUCUGUAGCAUUAAAGGUGGUUGUGUGUUUGUGUUUAUAGUAUUGGUGGGCAUGUCAGCGGGAGGGCGUGCCAGAGGGUGGGCGUGUACAAUGUCUUAUGCUUAUAUCAAUUUCAAACUGUUUUAUUAGUGACUGUCCCCUGAUUGGCUAAACACACACUCAUUUCCCUUUCACACGUGUGCAUUUUUUAAAGUGGACAUUGACCCUAAAGUCUAUAGUCUGGGGUCUGUCCUAAUUCUGUUGUCCCCUAAUCCCUUAAAACUGUUCACAUUCAGCAGGUCUAUAUACUGUACCCUCAUGUCAUUGUUAUUUUUAAUAUUAUUAUUUCAGAUAAAAAUAAACAUUUUCUAAUUAA
Molecule: messenger RNA, 2101 nt
Organism: Tachysurus vachellii
Lineage: Eukaryota; Metazoa; Chordata; Actinopteri; Siluriformes; Bagridae
Gene: irf6
Product: interferon regulatory factor 6
Exons: 8
Coding region: 249-1673 (474 amino acids)
Biological process (GO): regulation of transcription by RNA polymerase II; immune system process
Cellular component (GO): nucleus
Molecular function (GO): RNA polymerase II cis-regulatory region sequence-specific DNA binding; DNA-binding transcription factor activity, RNA polymerase II-specific; protein binding
Source: RefSeq, a predicted model, not a curated record